GUUGCAGUAAUCAGCCAGCCUGUCAGCAUCGUAAAGCCUUAAUCAGCCUUAUACCAUUCUGUCAGUGUUGAGAAAAAUAUGCAGUAAAUUUGAUGGUAUUUCUUUUACCAAAUAAUUGCGAUUUUAGGAUUAAAGUGAUUGAACAUUUUUCGUGGUAAUCGGAAGAUUUGAGUAAUACGAGAACUGCUGCAUAGCCGACAUAGGGACUCCCACAACGUAAGUGCGAAAUAUAUUUUUUCACUGCACUUUGGAAAUUAUUGCAACAAGCAAAAGCUGCAUACGCCACCAAGUUACACGGAAGUUAAGAGGAGCAGAUUAAAUAUGAAAUCAUCGGUGAGAGGUUUACUUUUGUGCUGCCUUUUGGCAGGAGUAUUCUCAUCGGUUUACUGUCAAGAAUCUAGCAAUGCUACGCUUUCGACAAAUAAAGCCAACGAAACAACUCCAAUUACAACUAUGGAUGGCACAGAAAAAACAACCACAACGGAGACAAUCACUACAAUUACAGCAACUCCAGAUCAAAACAUAACCACUUCAAUUAAACCCGCACCUGAUACGAACACAACUGUAACACCAAUACCAAUCACUACCACUCCCGCUAGUAAUUCCACAACUGUAACACCAAUACCAAUCACUACCACUCCCGCUAGUAAUUCCACAACUGUAACACCAACUCCGGCACCUACCACAACAACUCCACCACCGACCACAUCAACUCCACCACCUACCACAUCAACUCCACCACCUACAACACCUCCCACCAACUCAACCACCAGCAGCACCACUACUACAACAACAACAACACCGGCUCCGCCAACUCCCCGCCCACCAUGCAAUCACUUUGACUUUCCAUCCUUCAUCGGUGGCAUUGUUUUGACUUUGGGUAUUUUAGCGAUCAGUUUGGUCGCUUAUAAAUUCUACAAGGCACGUAAUGAACGUAACUAUCAUACCCUUUGAGCCGCCACCGCUUUCACAUCGGCAUUUAAUGCAGCAGCUAAUACAGCGCCACCGAAUUCGUCCAUAGAUGUGGAACGUGUACGCUUCGUACAGCCCUCGUUCCCGUUGCGCUCACCACCACCAACGCAACAAACAUCGACGGAUUCAUCUGGUGCACCACCAACAUCUUCACCAUCCGUUAGACAACGGCUGCUGCAAACAUAAUUAAUAAAUAAAAAAGUUGUAAACAAAAGUGGAAAGAUUAAACUAAAGUAAGCUACGAAUACGCAAAAAUCGCGACUUCUAUCCCUUCAUAUUACAUUUCUAUAUAUAUGCAAUAACAAACAAUAAUUGAUAACGUUUUUCUGCACUACAUACUCGUAUAUGAAUAACACAACGACAAAAAUAUGUACACAUGUUGUAAGGCGAUAAUGUAAUACAACAAAUGAACAAAGAUUCUAAUACCUUUACCGUUAACAACAAAACGUUGUAAUUUGUAUAUUAAAAUAGUGCUGCUCUAAACUAAUGCUUAUUUGCUCGUAUUAACUGAAAAAAUUGUAAUUUAAACUACACAGAUUUGCGGUGCAUUAUUUGAAAUGAUAUAUGGUAUACAUAAAUAUUUAUAAAGUCUAUCUCUUUUUAAAUAAAUAA
Bactrocera oleae (olive fruit fly) is the source of this 1584-nucleotide messenger RNA. NCBI's taxonomy places the organism in Eukaryota, Metazoa, Arthropoda, Insecta, Diptera, Tephritidae. The record is from RefSeq and is a predicted model, not a curated record.